This is a messenger RNA of Brassica oleracea var. oleracea, 2419 nucleotides long. RefSeq names its product RING finger and CHY zinc finger domain-containing protein 1. Lineage: Eukaryota; Viridiplantae; Streptophyta; Magnoliopsida; Brassicales; Brassicaceae. Gene Ontology annotation, molecular function: zinc ion binding; ubiquitin protein ligase activity. The transcript has 12 exons. The coding region runs from base 1233 to 2150 and encodes 305 amino acids. The record is from RefSeq and is a predicted model, not a curated record. Gene Ontology annotation, biological process: ubiquitin-dependent protein catabolic process; protein ubiquitination. Gene Ontology annotation, cellular component: nucleus.
UUCAGUAUAUAAACCCCACACGCGGGGGGAAGAAGGUGUCCUCAUUAAGUUUCUUUAACUGAAAGGAAGAUCGAAUCGCUUCUCGCUCGGAGCUCCUGGAGUAACCGUCGGAGAACUCAUCAGCGUCUCUCUCUCUCUCUGAGACUAUCGAAUCGGUGGAAGGAGAUUCGCCUGAUCGAAAGUUCGUGAUCUAUUUCGUAGUGUGUGAUUUUAAUUUAUCUUUUUGUAGGUUUCCGUGAUUUAGAUUCUUCGUUCGUUCGUUCCCUUCUCUGGUGAUUGAUUGUUCCCAUACGCUUUAGCUUUGUUUGAUUGGGUUUCUGUAUAUAGUUUUACGAAAAGACUUUGAAGAAUCUAGGUGGUAAUGCAAAAAUAGGUUAAUAAUCCAUCUGACACGUGUUUGGAUUUGGUGAACCGUGCUCAUGAGUCAGUCUUUUGAGUUAGCAAAAGGAGGCUUCUUGGAGAAUAAUCUUUGGAGUUGUUGUGUGUCUCAGAGAUAGAUUCAAGGUGAGUCUGAGAGCCUUGGAUCUACAAGUAUUGAUUCUUGGGAAACAUUUCCUUCCUGUGUUGCUCUUUCUCUUCGCUAACCCAGACUUGUGCUUGUGCUAUCUUCGUCCUAUUUCCCUUGAUCAUGCAACUCCUAAACCUUCUCUGUUUAUUAUCUAAAGUUUCCCUUAGAGCAUUUGGAGCUUGUGAACUUAGUAGAAUGUUCUCGUGUCUUUUUAGUUCCUUUGGUUGCUGGUACAUCCUUCAGGCCAGAUUCAAAGAUGGAUAACUAAAGAGUAUUCUCUUCAGGCUUUUAAUUCCUUUAGUAAAAAAUUCUGAUUCAUACUGAAGUAAUAUUGGUGCAGAGUGGCAAUGGGAGGUUGGGGAUAUCCGGUUUAAACCGGAUAUGUUUUCCCAGAUUUCAAGAACUGAAGUGAGCUAAGCUUUUCUUUCUGUACGAAGGCUCCAUCAACCAAGAGGGCUGUGUUUAGUUUUUAUAAUUUGUAAAUCUUCUUGUUUUGAUGUUACUUGCCUCUUGGAGAAAGCUUAUUGGAGCUGUUUCAUAACUGGAUUGUCUUGGUGAUGAUUGGAUUGGUCUACUGCAAUGUAGAUGGAAGCAACAGUUCAUCGAGUUUUUUCAGGUGACAUAUUACUUGGAAAUGAUGAAUAUGUAUUCUAAAUCUUUUCUUGCUUGCAGGUUACAUAAGCUUUUCCAUCAGCUAGCCAGUAUCAUUCACAGAUAGUUCGUAAUGGAGGGGGUACAUUUCAACCAUUUCGUUGAGCAACCCCAGAAGACUGACCGAGAGAAGAGUGAGAUGCUCAGCCCUCAUUCAAGCAAUGAAGAAACUGAGUCGUUGAUUCUCGAACUCGAGUCGGCAGAGUCAUUAUUAAAAGAAGUCCUUGACAGAGGACUAAUGGAACAUGGAUGUCCUCAUUACAGAAGAAGGUGUUGCAUUAGAUCUCCUUGCUGUGAUGAGAUCUUUGGUUGCCAUCACUGUCAUAAUGAGGCGAAGAACAAUAUAAGUGUAGAUCCGAAACAGAGUCAUGAUAUUCCUCGCCAGAAAGUUGAACAGGUUAUUUGCUCACUCUGUGGCACUGAACAAGAGGUUCGCCAAACUUGCACCAACUGCGGAGUGUGCAUGGGGAAGUACUUCUGUGAAGCCUGCAAGCUCUACGAUGAUGAUACAUCUAAAAAACAAUAUCACUGCGACGGCUGUGGAAUAUGCAGAAUCGGCGGACAUGAAAAUUUCUUUCACUGUUACAAGUGUGGCUGUUGUUACUCAAUCCUUCUCAAGAACAGUCACCCUUGUGUUGAAGGAGCAAUGCAUCACGACUGCCCCAUUUGUUUUGAGUACCUGUUUGAAUCAAGGAACGAUGUAACAGUUUUGCCCUGCGGACACACCAUCCAUCAGAAGUGCUUGGAGGAAAUGAGAGAACAUUACCAAUACGCGUGCCCGCUUUGCUCAAAAUCUGUAUGCGACAUGUCAAAGGUGUGGGAGAAAUUUGACGUGGAGAUUGCUGCUACACCAAUGCCAGAACCAUACCAGAACAAAAUGGUUCAGAUCCUCUGCAACGACUGUGGGACAAAAUCAGAGGUCCAGUACCAUGUGGUAGCUCAGAAAUGCCCAAACUGCAAAUCAUACAACACUCGCCAAACCCGAGGCUGAAGCAGAGGCUUUUGAAAGUUGGUUUGCUAUCAUAUGCAUUUUAAGAGCAAUGUACUUGAGUCAAUAGUGUCAUUGGCUUCUUCACCUGAGGGCUCAGUCUCUCGAGUCUCAUCUCUUCUUCAAUAUUAACCGGCUGGGCCCUUGUUAGCUGGUGUUCUGUAAUAAGCUCUAGUUGUUUUCCAUUGCAACAUGUCUCCUUUGUCCCGACUCUUGAGUUAUUCGUUAAUGAUCUGAAGAAAUACAUGGCAAACUAAAACCAUUAUGAGUUA